Molecule: messenger RNA, 1725 nt
Organism: Moesziomyces antarcticus
Lineage: Eukaryota; Fungi; Basidiomycota; Ustilaginomycetes; Ustilaginales; Ustilaginaceae
Product: ATP-sulfurylase
Exons: 1
Coding region: 1-1725 (574 amino acids)
Biological process (GO): sulfur amino acid metabolic process
Cellular component (GO): cytoplasm
Molecular function (GO): sulfate adenylyltransferase (ATP) activity; ATP binding; adenylylsulfate kinase activity
Source: RefSeq, a predicted model, not a curated record
AUGGCCAACGCUCCUCACGGUGGUGUGCUCAAGGAUCUGCUCGUGCGCGAUGCUCCCAUCGCGGCGCAGCUGCGCGCCGAGGCGGACACGCUCCCCGAGCUCGUGCUCACCGAGCGUCAGCUCUGCGAUCUCGAGCUCAUCAUCAACGGCGGCUUCUCCCCGCUCCAGGGCUUCAUGAACCAGGCCGACUACAACGGCUGCCUCGACAACAUGCGUCUCACCGACGGCAACCUCUUCCCCAUGCCCAUCACCCUCGACGUCGACCAGGCGCAGAUCCAGGCGCUCGGCAUCGCCCAGGGCGCCCGCAUCGCGCUGCGCGACCCUCGCGACGACAACGCCAUCGCCACCAUCACCGUCACCGACGUCUAUGCCGUCGACAAGGUGCGCGAGGCCAAGGCCGUCUUCGGCUCCGACGACCUCGCGCAUCCCGCCAUCACCUACCUCCACAAGAGCGUCAAGCAGUUCUACGUCGGCGGCGAGGUCCAGGCGAUCUCCAAGCCCAACUACUACGACUACGCCGAGCUCCGAUACACGCCCGCCGAGCUGCGUCAGCACUUUGCCAAGAUCGCUUGGCGCAAGGUCGUCGCCUUCCAGACGCGCAACCCCAUGCACCGCGCCCACCGCGAGCUCACCGUGCGCGCCGCGCGCCAGCGCCAGGCCAACGUGCUCAUCCACCCCGUCGUCGGCAUGACCAAGCCCGGCGACGUGGACCACUACACGCGCGUGCGUGUCUACCAGUCGCUCAUGCCCCGCUACCCGAACGGCAUGGCCACGCUCGCCCUGCUCCCGCUCGCCAUGCGCAUGGGUGGCCCGCGCGAGGCGCUCUGGCACGCCAUCAUCCGCAAGAACUUUGGCGUCACCCACUUCAUCGUCGGUCGUGACCACGCCGGUCCCGGCAAGGACUCGAGCGGCAAGGACUUCUACGGCCCCUACGAUGCGCAGACGCUCGUCACCAAGUACACCGAAGAGCUUGGCAUCGAGAUGGUGCCCUUCCAGCAGAUGACCUACAUCCCCUCCACCGACGAGUACCAGCCCGUCGACGAGGUCACGCCGGGCACCCAGACCAUGGACAUUUCCGGCACCGAGCUCCGUCGCCGUCUGCGCACCGGCGCGGCGAUCCCCGACUGGUUCUCGUACGAGUCGGUGGUCAAGACGCUGCGCGAGUCGUACCCGCCCAAGGCCAAGCAGGGCUUUACGCUCUUCCUUACCGGCCUGCACAACUCGGGCAAGGACCAGAUCGCACGUGCCCUGCAGGUCAAGCUCAACGAGCAGGGUGGUCGUUCGGUCUCGCUGCUUCUGGGCGAGACGGUUCGAUCCGAGCUUUCGUCCGAGCUCGGUUUCAGUCCGGAGGACAGGCAGAAGAACAUCCAGCGUAUCGCGUUUGUUGCUGCCGAGCUCACGCGCGCUGGUGCGGCUGUGAUCGCUGCGCCCAUUGCGCCGUACGAGAAGUCGCGUUCGGCUGCUAGGGACACCAUCGCCAAGACGGGUGGUGCGGGCAACUUUUUCCUCAUCCACGUCGCCACCCCGCUCGAGUUCUGCGAAAAGACCGACAGGAAGGGCAACUACGCCAACGCGCGCGCCGGCAACAUCAAGGGCUUCACCGGCGUCGACGACGUCUACGAGGAGCCCACCGAUGCCGACCUCGUCGUCGACAUCAGCACCCAGUCUGUCGCCGAGAUCACCCACUCCAUCAUCCUCCUCCUCGAGGCCCAGUCGCUUAUCUAG